Molecule: messenger RNA, 2936 nt
Organism: Chlorella variabilis
Lineage: Eukaryota; Viridiplantae; Chlorophyta; Trebouxiophyceae; Chlorellales; Chlorellaceae
Exons: 14
Coding region: 1-1983 (660 amino acids)
Biological process (GO): proteolysis
Molecular function (GO): serine-type carboxypeptidase activity
Source: RefSeq, a predicted model, not a curated record
AUGGGUGGAAAAUGUCCACCUGCAGAUGGGAAAAAUGCAAACGUACGAAUACGAAACGGGCAGCUGGUGGGAAGGUGGCAGCAGCUGGGAAGCUGCUGCACCUGUCGAUUGCGAAUUCAAGCAUUUGGAAAUUUAAAAAUCAAGGGAGUUUUCGUGUGGCAGAACUCAUUGAGGGCCAGCGGCUAUGUACCCAUCGACGACAAGGGAUCACAGCUGUUCUUCCUGUUUUACGAGGCCCAGAGCAGAGCCCCCGACGACCCGAAGAGGGCCGCCAGUCGCCGCGACCACGCCCCAAUCACGCUCUGGCUACAGGGGGGUCCCGGCUGCGCGUCCCUGUUUGGCGCCUUUUGCGAGCUGGGGCCAGACCUGGUGGACGGGGAGCUGGGCCUGCAGCCCAACCCAGGGAAGUGGAACCGCAAGUCGGCGCUGCUCUUCAUCGACCAACCCGUCGGGGCGGGGUUCAGCCUGCCAGGCAAGGAGCGGUCGAUCCCCAAGGAUGAGAUGACGCUGGCGGCAGAUUUGUACUGCGGCCUGCAGGCCUUCUUCCAGCGCUACCCGGACCUGCAAGCCCACCCGCUGGUCAUAGCAGGAGAGAGCUACGCUGGCAAGUAUGUGCCCAGCAUAGGCCACUUCAUCCUGCAGCAGACGGCGGCGUCUUCAAGAACACUAAGGUUGCUGAUUCCCAGCCUGCGGCCUGCCUCCUCUGUGUGCCACCUGCAGGUCAUGGCUCACGCCGACACCGCCUACUUCCAGGGCUACAUCGACCCUCACCAGCGCGUGAGGGCCAUGACCAUGCAGCUGGAGGUGGUGCAGCUGAUCGCGGCGGAUGAGGGCGGGCGGUGGGAGGAGGCGCAUGGGCUGCGGUCGGGCCUGCUGGAGCACAUUCGGAGCUCGGCGGGGGCCGCCACGCUGCUGGACAUGGGCAGGUACGAGGACUAUGAUGCCGGGAAGCUGGUGGACUGCUACCUGAACCUGCCCGAAGUACAGGAGGCUCUGGGCGUGGCGCCGGGGCUGCGCUUUGAGUCGUGUUCUGACGAGGUGGGGGAGGCGCUGGGGCCCGAUGUGAUGAAGACUGUGAAGCACCUGGUGCCGGACCUGCUGGCGGCGUACCCAAUGCUGCUGUACCAAGGCAGGUGUCCCGGAUCCUGUUGUUGUCGCCACUGCUGCAAGCGGCUUUCAUAUGGGCAGCUGGGCUCCCGUUCUUCCGCCGGCUGCCAGCUGUCGGCUCGUGGCUCUUGUCCUGACAUGCGCUGGCUGGGCAUGCGGGAUGCCCAGGAUGGAGCCGCCUCCUCCGAGGCCUGGAUCUAUGCUGUGGACUGGGAGGGCCGGGCGGCCUUCUCGGGGGCCAAGCGGCACAUACUGCGGGCAAACGACAUGGAGGAGGGAGAAGAGGAGGAGGAUGAGGGGCUGGCAGGGGAAGGCGCUUGGAAUGUCGGCAGCGCCGGGGCCACAGCAAGCAGCGCGGAGGAGGCCGGCGUCGGAGAUGCCCAGCUGUUGCUUGGCGGCGGCGGGGCGGCAGCGGCAGCCAGCGUGCGCCCGCAGCGGCAGCUGCAGGUCACUGCGGCCGUGGCGAGCAGCCUCGACCGUUCUAUACAGCGCUCCGGCUCGCGGCAGCAGACGGCUGAGCGGCAGCAGACUGAUGACCGGCAGCAGCGGCAGGACGGUGGCGGCCCGGCGCUGGGGCGGCGGGACGCCUCGGCGCAGCGGGUGGUUGCGUACUGGAAGCAGGGAGGCGGGCUGACACAUGUGGUGCUGACAGAGGCGGGCCACAUGGUGCCUCGCGAUGCGCCGCUGGAGGUUCGCUGGGUGCUGGAGCAGUGGCUGGCGGCGCCAUGCCUACCGGCAUUCAGCAGCUGCCUGAUGGCGUGCUGGAGUCGAUUUUCGGUCUGCUGGACCCGACAGAAAGGAUUGUGUUGCGGAGCUGGCAGACUCGCUGGCGGCAUGCAGCCGCCUGGAAACGCUGGAGCUCUCCCUCGGCUUUAAUUACGACCUCAGCAGAUGUUUGGCGCCGCUGCACAGCCUUCGGCGCCUGGACACACAUGCUCUGAAUUGGUAUACGAGUGUGACUCUCUCAGAGUCGCUGGGCCACCUGACAGCGCUGGAGCAUUUGCGGCUGGAUGUGGGCCAGUAUCUGGACCUGGAGCGGCAGGACCGAAGCGUCCGCCUGCCGCCGUUCCUGACCAGCCUCGAGAUUUUUCGUGAUUCCCGCAUCGAGUCUAAUGUUUACAUGGAUUUGAUGUUUCCUGUUCAGAUUGGUGACCUGAGCAGACUUUGCAGCCUUUCACACCCAAUGCAAAUACGACUUGCAAACCUAUACGCCUCUCACCCGCAUAACCACCCUCCGGCGACUUAAUUUGCAAUGCGAUGGUUCGAUUCCAGCCUGCCUUCAUCAGCUCACCUGCACUCUCUCGCAGUCUUUCAGUAUAACAAGCAUUAUGAUCAAAAUGUGGACGAUUUUGCGAUUGUGGAGCAAGCACUGCCGCACCUGCAACAGCUGACUUUCCUGGAACUGGGUGUGUGCCCGAAUGCACCGGCAACGUUGUCCAGCCUGCAACAUCUGCACUCUCUUCAGCUAAGAACAGCAUGCGAUGGUGCGGUGCUGCCCGCCGGCCCCUGGCUGGCCAGCCUGCACGAGCUUGGCGCACCGCCCAAUCUUAUUGCUCUCAGCCUGCCAACGCUGGCGGUGUCGCAGCAGCUGGAGGUGCUGGAGGUGCUGGGAGCGGGUGAAGACGAGGCAGACCUGCCCAGCAUUGUGUGCUGGGCGGCCCAGCACCCCAGCCUUCAGCGCCUUUCCUGCAAUCGACACUUCAGCAAUGCGGAAGUGCAUUCCGCUGUUGUGGAGGCCCAGCGUGUGCGCCCAUCUCUCCAAAUUGUCUUUGGAAAUGAGUUGUUGGAUGAUUCGAUGCCGCAUCUGUAGUAGUGUAAAUGCUAAAGUA